Anguilla anguilla (European eel) is the source of this 3370-nucleotide messenger RNA. RefSeq names its product soluble lamin-associated protein of 75 kDa-like. Bases 149 to 2986 code for a protein of 945 amino acids. The transcript is spliced from 13 exons. The record is from RefSeq and is a predicted model, not a curated record. Lineage: Eukaryota; Metazoa; Chordata; Actinopteri; Anguilliformes; Anguillidae.
AGCCACGCAAUGAGCGUGCGCCAAACACAGAGCGCAGGCGGGCGACACGCACUAGUAUCACCGAGGCGUUCGGAAUUAAAAAUCAAAUAAAGAAAUACGUUCUACAAAAGAAUAAUAGGCAAAAUACUACUUCUGAUUAAUACGAGGGAUGGAAUUCCCUGUGGAUGUCCUGGCCGCCUUGAGCCAUGAAGAUUUGGUGCAUUCAGCUGAAGAUUAUAUGUCUGACCUCCUCUACAGUAACCCUGACAACGCUGAGCACUUCUCACUUCCAAACUCCCGACGGAUCCCUCUGACCAUUUCGAAUGUAGGCUUUGUCCCUCUCUAUGGAUCUGACCUCAGACACAAAGUGUUAGCUCUUUUCUCUCCAGAAGACCAGUUCACAGCUGUGGCUCUGUAUCUGGGAGAUCAAUGGUGGGCUGUGGAGGAUAUUCUGAAAACUGCAGACCCUUCUCGAAAGGGGCUCCUGAAGGUGCGGAGUCUCGGGGAGAAAAUAGCGCUGUACGUGCUCAACCGCAUAGUGUACAGAUCGAAGGAGAUGAGCCAAAAUGAAGUGCCUUUUCUUUGCCACAGUGCAAGUGAUUAUGCCAAAAUUCUCUGGAAAAAUGGUGAAGCUGUUGGCUUCUACUCGGUCAAACCCACAGGAAGCUUGUGCAAUAGCUUUUUGACUCAGCGUUACCUUCUGCCUGUCAUGGAUUCCAUAUUUGUCCGGAAGAUUCACCGUGGUAAUGGGCAUGGCCUUCAGAUACUGGAGGACUUUGUGGAUUGUUUCAAAGAGGACUCGCUUGGGUUGAAGUAUCCCCUUUCACAGGCCAUGUUAAAAGUGUGUGGACAAUACCUUAACACAUAUCCAGCCGACCGGGAGUUGCUGUGGGAAGUGGAAAGUGUUGGAGGCCCGUUCCAGAGAUGCAGAAUAGCAAGCAAGCUUCAGUCAAUUGCUGUGAGCGGCCUUUGCCUGGAAGAUGCACUUUUGCAUGAGAACGACGUAGCCAUGGAAGAGGAGGUGCAAAAAGAAACCCUAUCAAACUCUGUGGAAGUCACGGAAGUCACGAUGGUCAAUAAGCACCUCAGAGCUGACACUGAAGACAUGCCUGUCUCAACUCGUACCAGAGGCAGUGGUUAUAGACGCAAACGGAUAAGAGAGGAAGUAGAAGUUACUGAAGAAAGUCUGCCUGACAAAAUAACCAGGGUGGAUGAUUCUGCAACAGCAAAGGUGGCAAACUCUGAAGGGGAGACCCCAGCAGAGGAGGGACAACUGGCCCCAGAUGAUGAUGAAGGGGAGGGGGAGGAGCAACCAGAUGAGGAAGUGGAAGAUGGGGACAAGGAGGAACUAAGCCCUGUUAACAAGGAAGUGGAGAAGCCUGUGGGUCAAGAAACACCGGCACAAGAAGAGGAGAAUCUGACCCUGGAGGUGGAGCAGUUGGCCAAGGUGGAGGCGGAGCAAAUAAAUGGCGAAGUGACAGAUGACUUUGGUAAAGAGGAGGGGGAAAUCACUGAGGAACCAGCUGCUGUGGAAGAGAACUGUACCCAAGAGGAAGAGGAGGGCCAGAAGGAUGUGGACAUGGAGGAGGCGAUUGAGGAUAUCGUGGAGGAUAAGGACACCGGAGGGGCAGUUCCUGAAGGACCAGAGGAGCAGACAUCAGCAGUAGAGGAGUCCUUGCAUGCUGAGCAGGCUUCUUCUGCAGAAGAGGCCUUGCCAACAGAAGAGGAGCAGACACCCCCAGCAGAAGAGGCCUUGCCAACAGAGGAGGAGCAGACAUCCCCAGUAGAAGAGGCCUUGCCAACUGAGGAGGAGCAGACAUCCUCAGUAGAAGAGGCCUUGCCAAAAGAGGAGGAGCAGACAUCCCCAGCAGAAGAGGCCUUGCCAACAGAGGAGGAGCAGACAUCCCCAGUAGAAGAGGCCUUGCCAGCAGAGCAGGAGCAGACCUCCCUAGGAGAAGAGGCCUCGCCAGCAGAGCAAGGGGAAAUCUCCCCCAUCGAAGAGGUUGAUGUAGAUGAGCAGGCCUCUACAGCAGACGAAGCCUUGUCAUCAGAAGAACACACGGCUCCAACAAAGGAAGAGACCCCACUAGUGGAACAGGAGGAAGAGGCACAACCAGCAAAGGAAGAGGAUCUUCCAGAAGAAGCCAUGGCAGUGGAGGAACAGUCGCCAGCAGCAGGGGAAGCCUUGGCAGCAGAAAUUGAUUCAUCAGUGAAUGAGGACACAUCAGUAGACCCAGUAGAAGAUACUGUAGAUCACCAGAAGGCUCCAGAACUAGAAAAGCCAGCCCCAGAAGUAGCUGAUGGAGCUGUAGUUGUACUUGAUAAAGUAAUACCCGAUAAUGAGGAGGAAGGGAUGGAAGAAAAGCGGAGUACUGAAGCUGCUCCCUUGGAAAGGGUAAAUUCUCCCAGCGAACCCAGUCCUCCAUUAGACAAGGACACAAUGAACCUCAGUCAAGAUGCUGUUCUGCUUGUUGGUCUGAAGGAGGUAACAUAUUGCCUAAAUGGAGACAAUGAAAAUGAUCGGACUGCACAGGAAGUAGAGAAGAUGGAGGAGGAGGUACCAAAAGGAGAUGUAGCAGAAAAAGGGAAGGACACUGAGGAGGAAAAGACUGAGGAAGAGAAAGCCAGAACUACUGAGGAGGAGGAGGUGGAGGUGGAUGAUGGUGAAACUCUAGAACUGAGCUCGGACGACGACAGUGAGCCUCCAGUUGUGGACGUGACAGGUCUCAGGAGGAAGAACAAAGAAAUCCAAGCACCCCCCAAACGCAAGUCCACACGGCUCAACAAGAGACCGCUGGAGGAUGACCAGACAGCGGUGUCGGAGCUAGAAGAUGAAAGCAUGGAGAAAGAGGAGGAAAACGCCACAUCAACAGAGGAAGAAGCAGUAGAGAAGAGUUCCGAUGAGGCAGAUGAGCCUCCAGUUGUGGACAGGAGAGUUCUGAGACGGAAGACCAAAGUAAUUCAGUCACCAUCUAAACCCAGAGGGAAACGGCGCAGUAAGACCUAAACAAGUCAUAGUAUGCAGGCUGGAAGAGGGAUGACUUUUUAAAUUUGGGAUGGGGGUGGGUCUCAUUGUGGGUGUAGGGUUGUGAUUUUAUUGUAUGCUGUAAGCUUACCAAAAAGCAUUUUUUUUUUUUUUUAAAGCUAAUUUUGGGGAAAAAGGAGAGGUUUUAGACUUUUUUUUACACAUUUAAAUACUGCUUAGCAUUGCUGUUGGCUGAUUUUUUCCAUUUUCAGGUGUGCUGAAACAUUUUCACAGGUCUCCUCCUGUUAUGUUCUCUAUAUAUACACAUUGUGGUAGAUUGACAUUUCUGUAAGUUAUUGUAGGCUUUUCUUUCUGGUUAGAAUUUUUAACUUGACUCACAAAAAUACAGUGUAUUGAAUAUUUAAA